UACGCCGUUCCCCCUACCUCUCCGCCUCAGUUUCCCCGCGGUGCCCGAUCGGGGCGGCCCCUCCCGGUCCCCGCCCCGGCCCCGGCCCCGGCCCGGUGCCGGCCCCCGCCCCGGAGCCGAGCAGCGCCCGCGGCCGCCGGGCCAUGGAGCUCAUCGAGCUGCGGGAUCUGCAGCCCGAGCCGCGGCCGGGCCGGGGCCGCCUGGAACGAGCCAACGCGCUGCGCAUCAGCCCUGCCCGCCGGCCCGGCCCCGGAGCGCAUCCUGACCCGCGGCUGACGGCGGCACCGGGCGCCGGGCACCGCUUCGAGCCGCGGCGCCGCGGGCUGCACACCUGGUGCGAUCUCUGCGGGGACUUCGUCUGGGGCGGCGGCAGGAAGAGCCUCCAGUGCCGCCACUGCAGCUUCACCUGCCACUACCGGUGCCGGGCCCUGGUGCGGCUGGACUGCAGUGGCCCCCCAGGUGCUGGUGACGAGGAUGAUGGCAACGAGCAGGUGUUGGAGAAGGACACCAACGUGGAUGAGCCCAGCGAGUGGGAGAAGACAGAGCUGGACCAGGCGCAGGUGGAGCAGCGGAUCAAGGAGUACAACAGCCAGAUCAACAGCAACCUGUUCAUGAGCCUGAACAAGGACGGCUCCUACACUGGCUUCAUCAAGGUGCAGCUGAAGCUGGUUCGCCCUGUCUCGGUGCCGGCCACCAAGCGGGUCCCCUCCCUGCAGGCGGGGCGGCCGCACCCCCAGGGGGUGAAGCGCCGCACGUCCUUCUACCUGCCCAAGGGGACCGUCAAGCACCUGCACAUCCUCUCGCACACCCGUGCCAGCGAGGUCAUCGACGCCCUCCUCCGCAAGUUCACCGUCAUCGACAACCCCCGAAAGUUCGCCCUCUUCGAGAGGUCUGAGAAGGAUGAGCAAGUGUACCUGCGGAAGCUGGGUGACGACGAGCAGCCCCUGCGGCUGCGGCUGCUGGCCGGCCCUAGCGAGAAGGUGCUGAGUUUCAUCCUGAAGGAGAACGAGACCGGAGAGGUGAACUGGGACGCCUUCACGCUGCCGGAGCUGCACAACUUCCUGCUGAUCCUGCAGCGGGAGGAGGAGGAGCACGUGCGGCGGCUGCGGCACCGCUACGCGCGCUGCCGCCAGAAGAUGCAGGAGGCGCUGGCCACGCGCACGCCGGGGUGACCGCGACACGUGACCGCGACACGUGCGCCCGAGGCCGCCAGUGUAGCAGGAGCCUCGCCCGCCGGCGGGUGGGGACACCAGGGAGGGGGGUGGAACGGGGCACCACGGACCCACCGGGCUGUCACAGCCCCCAUGGGGCUGGCCCAGAGAGUGAGGGUUCCUGGUGGGAGCGAGAGCGAGUGUCACCCGCGAGUGGGUGUCCCCAGGGAGCGUGUGUCCUGGGGGGAACGAGUGUACCCUGGGGGAUUGGGUGUCCCCAAGAGAGCGUGUGUCACCUGGGGGAUUGCGUGUCCCCAGGGGAGUGGGUGUCCCCCAGAGAGCAUGUGUCCUGGGGGGAGCAAGUGUCACCUGGGGGAUUGUGUGUCCCCAGGAGAGUGAGUGAUAUGGGGGGAGCGAGUGUCCCCGGAGAAGUGAGUGUCCCUGGGAAGAGCAGGGCAUCAAUCACCAAUAAAGGCAUCUUGGU
Poecile atricapillus (Black-capped chickadee) is the source of this 1635-nucleotide messenger RNA. RefSeq names its product Ras association domain family member 1 (gene RASSF1). Bases 144 to 1172 code for a protein of 342 amino acids. Gene Ontology annotation, cellular component: nucleus; microtubule cytoskeleton. NCBI's taxonomy places the organism in Eukaryota, Metazoa, Chordata, Aves, Passeriformes, Paridae. The record is from RefSeq and is a predicted model, not a curated record. The transcript has 6 exons. Gene Ontology annotation, biological process: Ras protein signal transduction.